AACACCGACUAGCUGUAGUUUAGAAGUUGGUGAAGAAGAGCGUGUCAAUCUACUUUUGUCGUUGUGAGGGCUAGUUGUGCCCAAUCCUUUUGACCUCUUCCCAAGAACUUGACAAGACUAGCAUGUUCUGAACGCAGUCUGAUCUUGCCAUGUCACUGGCAGAAUGGCCGACGAAGAGCCGCAAAGCGGUUGGCGACAGUGUGACGGUAGAGGACCUUCUGGCGCACCAUUGGCGAACGGGAUGAAACGGCGGAGACGAUCGGCCAGUGCAAUGGCAGCUUGUCACGAAGCAAGGAUCACGGUUCUACUGGGCGUUAUUGUGCCGUUGUUGUUUGGGGCUGUUGUGCCUUCCCAGAGCAAGUUAUCAAGUGUUGCAAGCACCGGACUAGUGCACAGCACGGCCAGACCUGCACCGAUUGUUGUCGGGGCACUCUAUCCUCUGUUCCGUGCGGGUGCCGAUCGGCGUGUAUGUAACGAGAGUAACCUGUGGCUAAGACUGCAUCUGGUGCAGACACUUCUGUACACGCUGAAACGCUACCACUCCGACGCUGUUCGUAAUCUCUCUCUCCAUCCAGAGUACCUGCCCGAGCGAUUGUCCUCAUCGGAGCUCGGACAUGACAUUCGAGACUCGUGCGAUUCCAUAGCUACCAGUGUGGAACAGAUCAAGGCCUUUCUGGACGUCCCGCUAGGAGAGGGUCAAAAGGAACUUUGUAAUCAUGCUAUCAAGAAAUGCUUCAGAGAAAUGGAGUGCUGCAACCAGGUCCAGGAAGCCAACGGAAAUCAGCCAAGUUGCACCGCUGCUCGCACGAGUAAUAUCCCCGGUGAUGUAUCCAACCAAGUGGAUCAGUAUUGCACAAUUCCUCAGAAUCCUGGCCAGAGAGGUCCGCCGCGGGACUCUCCGAAAGCGAUUUUCGUUCUUGGCCCUACCAGCUCGGAUUUGGCUCAAGUCUUGUCACCAGGCAUGAGCUCAUUCCAGGUGCCUCACAUCACGUUCUCCGCUACCAGCGCUACGUUUGCCGACAAGACCGAUUACAAGUACUUCUUCCGCUUCAUCGCGUCUGACCAGUGGCAGGCGGCAGCCAUGGUGGAUAUCAUACUUCGCUUCAAUUUUACACACAUCAUUGCCCUGGCAUCUAAUGAUGCUGCGUACGGCGUCUCCGGCUUGGAGUUCUUUCGCAAGAACACGCAGAAGCACACACGCAUCUGUAUUGCAAUGCAGGACACCUUUCACUACAGCGAUAGCAGAAAGAUGCACGAGAUUGCCCGCGGUAUGAUUACACACAGCAACGCUCGCGUGGUUAUCCUCUUUGCAAAGUAUAUCUAUGCAAAAGCACUCUUCCAGGUACUGGCUCUGCCCGAGUAUAACAUCACCGAUCGUAUCUGGAUAGGCAGUGAGGCAUGGGGUACACAUUCAGCUGUGAUGCUGAAUAACCCUGUGGUACGCACCGCACUGUCAUUCUUUCCCAAAACACCGGGCCAGUUUGAUGAUUACCGGACGGCUCUGCAUGAGGAUUACCAUCGCUACCUGCACACUCUUCAACCUACCCUGGAGGAGUUAGAGCUGGACCCGUGGCUACUCGACUACUGGCAGACAACAUUUAAAUGCCGUCCGCUCUCCACAUUAGACCAAAGUGUACCGGCUGUGAAUGCCUCUUACAGCUCAGAAGACAAUAACACUGCGUCAAGCACUUCACUUCCCCCCUGUACUGGCAAUGAGUCGCUAAAGGAUAUCUUUCCAUUUCCCUGGGCAUCAUUGGCGGUGAUGACGGGCAAUGUCGGCAUACAAGCUGCCAGGUCAGUUGUCAACGCCAACACCAAACUGUUGGGGCCAUUGUUUCAUAGCAAGCUGAUGAACGUGACCCUGCCUUGUGUUGAUCCCCUUUUUCCAACGGCCAGGGGCCGUUGUCCUGUGUUUGCGGCGGAUCAAGACAUUUCACCCGAGUACCAGGUCUAUAAUCUCAAUCGAUCAACCGGUGCUGAUCGCCUGCAGAACAUUGGUGUGUGGCACAUGGCAUUGGGCCGCGGUACCCUCUAUUUGCGAGAUGACGUCAGCAUUGACUGGGGCGAUCUGCUCCCAGCUGGAAGUACUACUCCUAAUCAUCCGCAGUUCUUUUGUUCGGAAACAUGCCGGCCGGGAUACGAGCGUAUCUUUGACAGCGGCUCGGCAUCUCGCUGCUGCUGGAGCUGCAAAGCGUGCGCUGGAAAUAGCAUCUCAAACACAUCCAACAGCGACCGUUGCUCACAGUGUCAGCUGGGUUACAUGUCGAGCAACGCUCGCACGGCUUGUGUAAAAAUCCCGGUAAUGUCGAUAUCGUUGACGAGCGGUGGUGUCCUUGUUCUGCUUGUGCUGAACCUGCUGCUGUCUGUAACCGUGGUGAUCACUAUGGCACAGUUCUACCAGUACAAAGAGGAGUUUAUCGUGAAGGCAAUGGAUUACCCACUCUCCAUGAUCAUCCUGUCUGGCAUGCUCAUGAGCAGUAUAACCAGUCCUCUCCUGCUUGUCCCACCCGGUGAUCUAGUGUGCAGACUAUCACGUAUCAUUGUCGUGCCAUGGCCACUGGUGACCACUUCUGCAGUGCUCAUCAAGACUCUGCGCCUCGCCAGAAUCAUAUCCAAGACACAGACACUGCGCGUCACUCACGAGAUGGUCAGUCUGAAGUUGAAGAGCCAGAUCCUCUUCAUUGCAGCACUGACGGGCGUUGGCGUCGUCCUGGUGAUUGCAUUUGAAAUGUCCAUGCCAACUGUGGCCGAGUUCAGCUAUCCUCUGCCAAACAAGGUGUACUAUGCAUGUACAUUCAACAGACCACGCUUCUUCACAGUGACCGGAUACACCAUGUCCCUAGUAGCUGUAACGUGCCUUUGUGCAUUCCGCACACGGAAGCUGAAGGGUGAUUUUGAUGAUGCCCGCUACCUGAUGUUUGCAAGUUUCGCCGUUGCAAUGGUGUGGCUGUCUUUGUCGCUUGUUAUUCUUCUCAGCACUGACGAAUGCACACGCCCAAUUGUGGAGGGAGCAACAUACCUUGCCAACAUGUUGUCCAUCCUGCUGUGUCUGUUUACUCCCCGGCUCUAUUUCAUAUUUCGGCAUCGCAGAAGAGGCUCGUACGGGGUGAACAGCCCUCGUUCUGACAGUGAUGACCAGAACACGGGAAAUUCCUGUCGGCGUAUUUCAAUCGGUAUCCGCAAUGGUGUCAAUGCCUUGGCGAUGAAACACCACUUGUCCGUAUCUCGUGUUUCAACACGGUCGUGCAGCUCAGUGUCAGCCAUGCCGAGCCCCCCGCAACUUACGUCCACGCGCUUUGACAGAAGGAGUUGUUCAAGUGUGGCGUCAAAUUCCGCUUGCCAAAGCGGUAAUUUUGCACGCCUAUCAGACAGCAGUAGUAUUCGCAAACUGUCCACAUCAGCGUCUGCAAAGACAUGUUUGGGCCAGAAAAGUGGAGCAGUGGAUGGCUACACACUAGCAAACCAAUUGGCUGCACUAGGUGCCGCAGAGCCUGGUAUUCUGGAGUGCAGUGAGACAAGUGUAGCCAUGUUGACCAUGUUCCAGACACAGUCCAAGGAGAAGAAAGCUACGGGCAAGGAUGACCCAUCCAAGACCUGGCCAGAACCUGUGCAUGAAGAGUCCAGUUUGUCAGAUAAUGGCAGUGAAGAAGGGGCUGACGACAUGAGUACAAGAAGCCCAGCUGCUUCACAAUCCUGCCGCCGCACAACACCCAUUGCAAACACCAUGCCAAGUGGUCGGAAUAGCACUACGAUCAGCAACCAAAGUCGUUUCAAAAGCUUCGAAGAGGUUUUCUCAGAUGACAGUGACGAUGUUGGUAGUAGUGGCGGCGAUUCUGUUACAGCGGCUGAUGCUGAGAAAGGCAAACCCACUGUUAAACAGCAACCGGAAAUGAAAGAGUCGCAAGUAGUAUCUACGUCACAGUCUGACACACUGGCACCGCUACUGGCCUCAGCAUCUCCCAAGAUUGCCUUUCAGGGCCGCUGCUGCAGUGCAAAGCAGCAACACUCAAGCAGUCACUUCUCCGACUCGCAAGGCACAAGCCACCCAGAUUGUGCAGACGCUGCACAGUCAACUUGCGAUGGCCAUGUCCAGCUGCACCGUCGCCGGGCAAGCAUCCCUGUACGCAGUCUUUGCAGUGUGUGCAAAACCUACUCAGCUGACUCGAAAUGGUCCACCAUGUCAAGCAGACAUUCUACAGGCACGGAGCGAACACUCGUUGCUGGGUUUUCAAUUGAUGACGGGGAAUACCACCAGACAGACCAGCCAACAGGUUCUGAUCCAUUGGCCACGAAUGCCGGUACCAAUGCACACAAGAGCAUAUUGAGUGAAAAUGAUAGGGAUAGCAGCAACUCUGGCAAUGGCAACUUGAGUGACCGAAGGAGUUGUGAUGCACCGCUGAGCAGUUCUUCAGAGGUGUCUGGAUUUUCUGCCCAGCUGCCCAGCCAACUGAUGUCGUCUAGUGAAACAUUUACUGAAAGCAACUGAAGGAAUCCGUCCGAGUUACUCGCUGAAUGGCCGCAGUAGAAACCUGAUUUAGAAUUCCAUCUAAAACUGAGUACUAUGCACCCACCCACCACCAGCAUACGUGAAUCAUCACUCAGUGCGGAACAUUCGGACGAGUGCUGCCCAUUUCAAAUCACCCCAGGACAAAUUCAUUUCAGCAUUUCAGGUUCCACUUUUUGACCAUCCGGGCCAUUUUUGUUCUUUCUUACCCGGCAUUGCUAAGUGAUGGAGGCUUGCCCUCUGUUGGGCAGAUCCUACUUGGCUGCUGGAAUGGUUGGUCUCUCAUGCAUUUUUUGUGUAUAAUUCAUGAUGUCAUUGCGUUUCUGAUAGUGUCAUUAUUAAACUAGUAUAAUGUUAGGUACACAGAGUGCAUCUGCACAGCAUUCUAACUUGAUGACUUUCAAAACUACAUGUACCGUUGACAUUUCACUUGUUGCAACCAAUAAUUAUUUAUCUC
Sycon ciliatum is the source of this 4961-nucleotide messenger RNA. RefSeq names its product metabotropic glutamate receptor 1-like. Bases 164 to 4486 code for a protein of 1440 amino acids. NCBI's taxonomy places the organism in Eukaryota, Metazoa, Porifera, Calcarea, Leucosolenida, Sycettidae. Gene Ontology annotation, cellular component: plasma membrane. Gene Ontology annotation, biological process: regulation of synaptic transmission, glutamatergic; G protein-coupled glutamate receptor signaling pathway. The transcript has a single exon. Gene Ontology annotation, molecular function: adenylate cyclase inhibiting G protein-coupled glutamate receptor activity. The record is from RefSeq and is a predicted model, not a curated record.